Molecule: messenger RNA, 2012 nt
Organism: Astyanax mexicanus (Mexican tetra)
Lineage: Eukaryota; Metazoa; Chordata; Actinopteri; Characiformes; Acestrorhamphidae
Product: NLR family CARD domain-containing protein 3-like
Exons: 3
Coding region: 147-1997 (616 amino acids)
Molecular function (GO): protein binding
Source: RefSeq, a predicted model, not a curated record
AGCCAAUCAGAACUGUGCUGACUAAAGGAGUUGCUGGAAUUGGAAAAACAGUCUCAGUGCAAAAGUUCAUUCUGGACUGGGCUGAAGGAGAAGUAAAUCAGGAUGUUCUCUUUAUAUUUCCACUUCCUUUUAGAGAGCUGAAUCUGAUGAAGGAGAAGAAGCUCAGUCUGUUGAAUCUUCUUCAGAGCUUCUUCACAGAAACACAAGAUUUAAAACCAAGACAUUAUAAGAGCUACAAGAUCAUGUUCAUCUUUGAUGGUCUGGAUGAGUGUCGCCUGCCUCUGGAUUUCAAGAACAAUGAGAACUUGGAGGAUAUAGAAGAGCAAACCUCAGUGGAUGUUCUGCUGACGAAUCUCAUCAAGGGGAAUCUGCUUCCCUCUGCUCUCCUCUGGAUCACCUCUCGACCAGCGGCGGUCAGUCAGAUCCCUCCUGAGUGUGUUGAUCAGGUAACAGAAGUGCGGGGUUUCAGUGACCCUCAGAAACAGGAGUACUUCAGUAAGAGGAUCAGAGAUCAGGAACUGGCCCACAAAGUCUUCACACACAUCAGGUCUUCAAGAAGCCUCUACAUCAUGUGCCACAUACCAGUCUUCUGCUGGAUUACAGCCACUGUUCUAGAGAGAAUGCUGAGUGAAGCUGAGAGUGGAGAAAUCCCCAAAACCCUGACGCAGAUGUUCACACAUUUCCUGAUCUUUCAGAUCAAACACAAGAGCCAGAAGUACAGUGGGAAAAGUGACCCUGAUCCACAGCAGACUAGAGAAAGUAUUCUGGCUCUGGGAAAACUGGCGUUCCAGCAGCUGGAGAAAGGAAACCUGAUCUUCUAUGAGGAAGAUCUAAGAGAGAGUGGCAUUGAUAUUAGAGAAGUAUCAGUGUACUCAGGAGUGUGUACUCAGAUCUUCAGGGAGGAACAUGAGCUGUACCUGGGGAAGGUCUUCAGCUUUGUACAUCUGAGCGUUCAGGAGUUCCUCGCUGCUUUAUAUGCGUUUCUCUGCUUCCUCGACAAAAAGGUUCUGAAUCAGCAAAACACUGAACAGCAAACCAGUUAUCUUUCCCAGCUUUUCAGCAGAUUAUCACAGUCUGACUUCCUCAACAGAAAGACUCUGAAACAGCAAAACACUGAACAGCAAACUGUUGAACAGCAAAACACUGAACUUUUUGAACUCUUUAGCAAGUCAACGAUGACUGGCUUCCUUAGCAGUGCUGUAGACCGAGCCUUACAAAGUGAGAGUGGACACCUGGACCUGUUCCUUCGUUUCCUUCUGGGUCUCUCACUGGAGUCUAAUCAGACUCUAUUACGAGACUUACUAACCCCAGCAGAGAGGAUCUCUCACAGCAACAAGGAAACAAUCAAAUACAUCAAGAAGAAGAUUGAGGAGAGCUCCUCUUCAGAGAAAUCUAUUAAUCUGUUCCACUGUUUGAAUGAACUGAAUGAUUAUUCUCUAGUGCAGGAAGUUCAGAAAUACCUGAGUGGAGGUGCUGACCGUCGUCUUCAUCAGGCCAAUCUCUCUCCUGCUCAGUGGUCAGCUUUGGCUUUUGUGUUGGUGAACUCAGAAGAAGAGCUGGAUGAGUUUGACCUCAGUAAAUAUCACCCAUCAGAGGAGUGUCUUCUGAAGCUGCUGCCAGUAGUCAAAAUAUCCAGAAGAGCUCUACUAGCUUCAUGCAAUCUUGGAGUAAAGACGUGUGAAAAUCUGGGAACAAUUUUAAACCUGGAAAACUCCUCCCUGAAAGAGAUAGACUUCAGUAACAAUGACCUGCAGGAUUCAGGAGUGGAGCUGCUCUCUUCUGGACUAAAGAGUUCACAUUGUAAACUGCAGAUUCUCAGAUUAUCUGGUUGUAUGAUCAGAGAGAAAGGUUGUUCUUCUCUGGCUUCAGCUCUGAUUUUAAACCCCUCCCACCUGAAAGAGCUGGAUCUGACCUACAAUCACCCAGGAAAGUCAGGAGUGAAGCUGCUUUCUGCCAGACUAGAGGAUCCACACUGCAAACUGCAGACACUCAGGUAGGUCUGAAUUGAUCAU